Molecule: messenger RNA, 576 nt
Organism: Centruroides sculpturatus (bark scorpion)
Lineage: Eukaryota; Metazoa; Arthropoda; Arachnida; Scorpiones; Buthidae
Product: obscurin-like
Exons: 5
Coding region: 1-576 (191 amino acids)
Biological process (GO): axon guidance
Cellular component (GO): cytoplasm
Molecular function (GO): guanyl-nucleotide exchange factor activity
Source: RefSeq, a predicted model, not a curated record
AUGCACAAACAAAGUGUAGAAGAAGUUAUGGCUGAAGAUAUAUAUUUUAAUUCAGUAUACAAAUAUUCAAAGAGAUAUUUCAAUUUUUUCUGUUAUAGUGUUCUAAUAAAAGGUGUCCAGUAUUAUGCAGCUGAACCAGCCAACUUGGGUAAAACAUUUUUGAGAUUGGAAAGAGAUUUUGACAAACAUGUUACCUAUUGUCGUGAUGAACCUUUAGCCCAAGAAGCUCUUGCAUCAGGACCAUUGAAGGAAUAUUUUGAUAAUUUCAGCAAGAAAAUAAAGGAUGACAAAAGUCUUUCUGAUCAUUUGAAACUUCCAAUUCAGAGAAUUAAUGACUAUCAGCUAUUAUUAAAGGAAGUUCUGAGAUUUACUGCAAAGUUAAAUGAAGAAACAGAAGAUUUAGAGAAAGCUUUAGAGUUUAUGCAAGCAAUUCCUCAAAGAAUUGUUGAUUUAAAGUAUUUAAAUUCUUUACAUGGAUAUAAAGGAAAUGUCCAUAAGUUAGGAAGGAUCUUAAGAAAAGUAUGUUUUAUGUAUUUUAAACUAGUGUUAAAUAGCAUAAAAAUAUUUAACAAUUAA